UGGCCGAUUGCCCGCCAGCGGCCCCUCAGGGCGAAGUCGUCCCUGCAACCGCCUCUCCCCUACGCAGGUUCCGCGUCUUGGGCUGCCCACAGACGACUGACUGCCUGACUGACACCUGCCAGACCCAUCGUAGGGGAGCCACACCGACGCCACCUCCUCCUUUGGGCCGGCGCGCCUUCUCUCCGCAGGGGCCUGACAGCCGAAGGGUGGCCUCCGGGCUCCGUCUCUGUCCUGUCGGGAUGAGCGGGGCAGGAAAAGCCCGCGAAGGGACGGCGGGAGGCGCAGCCGCAAUCCUGCUUCGGUAUCUUCAGGAGCAGAACCGCCCCCACAGUGCUCAGGACGCUUUUGGGAAUCUGCAGCGAGAGCACGGCCUGGGCAAGACGGCUGUAGUGAAGGCUCUAGAGCAGCUUGCUCAACAAGGAAAGAUCAAAGAGAAGGUUUACGGGAAGCAAAAAAUUUACUUUCCAGAUCAGGAUCACUUCGGGAGUGCAAGUGAGUCAGAGCUCAAGGUCCUGGAUAAUGAAAUUUCAGAUCUGUCUUGCAAAGUGCAGACCCUCCAACAGAACUGCCGCCUUAUGGAGUCAGAACUGAAAGAACUGAAGGGCUCUAUGACAACCCCCGAGAUGGUGAAAGAGAUUGAAGAAUUAAAAAAAGAUUGUGCUAAUUAUACAGAGAAACUGGAACGGAUUAAAUCUGCUACCAAUCAUGUGACUCCUGAGGAGAAAGAAAAGGUGUAUAAUGAGAAGAAACUGUAUUGCAAAGAAUGGCGACGCCGGAAGAGAAUGGCAACGGAGCUACUUGAUGCAAUCUUGGAAGGCUACCCUAAAAGCAAGAAGCAGUUUUUCGAGGAAGUUGGCAUUGAGACUGAUGAAGAUUUCCAUGUUACUUUACCUGCCAUCUGAAUUAAGGGCUCUUCUGGUAUACGAAACAACAUCCACCUAUUUAGCAUUCGUUUCAGUCCUACUUCUUCCAUUUCUGUAUAUUUAAAAAAAAAAUUCAGUGGAGCAGGGCAUGGAGGAAAAUAGACCCAUGCUGACCGCACUACUAGUUCCAGUCCUCCUCCCCAGGCAUGUGGGGCUGGGGGCUAUUUUGUUCUUCAAACGGUUUGUCCCACUGGGCUGGAUUUCUGGUAAGCACUGGAGAAAACUGGGGGAGGGGGUGUGAGAGAGAAAAAUAAAUAUUUAAAUUGCUCUGA
This is a messenger RNA of Eublepharis macularius, 1195 nucleotides long. It is a transcript of the gene PSMC3IP, whose product is annotated as PSMC3 interacting protein. The coding region runs from base 240 to 902 and encodes 220 amino acids. NCBI's taxonomy places the organism in Eukaryota, Metazoa, Chordata, Lepidosauria, Squamata, Eublepharidae. Gene Ontology annotation, cellular component: DNA recombinase auxiliary factor complex; condensed nuclear chromosome. Gene Ontology annotation, biological process: meiotic joint molecule formation; meiotic strand invasion involved in reciprocal meiotic recombination; homologous chromosome pairing at meiosis. The record is from RefSeq and is a predicted model, not a curated record. Gene Ontology annotation, molecular function: double-stranded DNA binding; recombinase activator activity. The transcript is spliced from 8 exons.